Messenger RNA from Aspergillus aculeatus ATCC 16872, 591 nucleotides. RefSeq lists its product as uncharacterized. The record is from RefSeq and is a predicted model, not a curated record. Bases 102 to 407 code for a protein of 101 amino acids. The transcript has 2 exons. NCBI's taxonomy places the organism in Eukaryota, Fungi, Ascomycota, Eurotiomycetes, Eurotiales, Aspergillaceae.
CCACCACGCACUACAAAGACCUAUCAAUAUUUGGGAUCAAUAAACAGCACUUUUUGUCCGUCUCUAGAUUCCUUAUUCCUAACGAGAAUCUUCUAUCCAUCAUGUGUCACGACAACAGCGCUGCUCGGGAGCUGGCGCUGAUCGUCUUUUUGCCGUUAAUAGCGUCUUUGCUUAUGCUGUGGACGGCCUCCUGGCUUUUACUCGAUUCCCCUCCAAUCUGCAAAGCCGUCUGCGCUGCCUCCUGCCGGACCGUCUGCGAUACCUCCUGCCAGACCGUCGGCGGUGCUCACACACGGCCACUGACCUAUGUGGCGUCUUUUCCGGUUCAGACUACUGUUGAUGAAUGGGGUCGUGUGAAAGCGGAGCUGCCUCAAGGUAGCACUCGCGUUGAGCUGAGGAAAGUUUAGAUUGAGAACCGAUGGAAGCGAGAUUUCAAAGAGCUAGGAUGAAGAUCUUUGCUAUAGCUGUUGGCUUAUAGUUGCUUAAGAGUGUAGGGAGGGGCGCCGGCGGAAAGAGGGAAUUAUUGCUGCCUGUCUCCCCCAUCUUGUCAUUCUCAGGUCUGAGCUGUGAAGUCCAUGAAUAUGUGGGCUU